GUCUCUCUCUCUCUCUCUCUGCAACAAGCCAAUCACCAAAGAUGGUGAAGCUUGCAUUUGGAUACUUUGGUGACUCCUUCAGUGUUUCUUCUUUGAAGGCUUACUUGGCUGAGUUCAUAGCCACUCUUCUCUUUGUCUUCGCUGGUGUUGGCUCUGCAAUUUCUUACAGUGAUCUUACAUCAGAUGCAGCGUUGGACCCAGCUGGCCUUGUCGCCAUUGCCAUAGCUCAUGCUUUUGCUUUGUUCGUUGGUGUGUCCAUAGCGGCCAACAUCUCUGGUGGCCACUUGAACCCUGCCGUCAAUUUUGGAUUGGCCGUCGGUGGUAAUAUUACCAUCCUCACUGGCAUCUUCUAUUGGGUUGCCCAACUGCUUGGCUCUAUCGCUGCCUGCCUCCUCCUCCAAUUCGUCACCAAUGCCAAGUCCGUACCAACCCAUGGUGUUGCUUCCGGCAUGUCAGCCUUCGGAGGCAUCGUGAUGGAGAUUGUCAUAACCUUCGCAUUGGUUUUCACCGUCUACGCCACCGCAGCUGACCCCAAGAAGGGAUCACUUGGAACAAUUGCUCCGAUCGCAAUUGGGUUCAUCGUUGGUGCGAACAUCUUGGCUGCUGGUCCAUUCAGUGGUGGUUCAAUGAACCCGGCUCGUUCAUUUGGACCAGCUGUUGUCAGUGGUGACUUUGCUGGUAACUGGAUUUAUUGGGUUGGCCCACUUGUUGGGGGUGGUUUGGCCGGGUUUAUUUAUGGCGACAUCUUCAUUGGAUCUUAUGCCCCAGUAGUCGCUGAAGACUAUCCUUCGCAAGCUCCUUACCCGUUAUCUGAAUGAGUGAUUGUGUGAAGGAAGGAGAACUCACGGGCAGACAUGGUAGAUCCAACAGAAGCGAAGACGAAGAGGAAAGAAGAUAUGAACUCUGCAAGAUAAGAUCGGAGAGCGGCCAUGAUAAUGGACUGCUCGAAACAGGCGCCGAGUGGGGUAGAAGCCGCCAUUAGAUUAGCAGAGAUGGAAGAUGAGAUGUGUUUCAACGUAUUAAUGAUUCUAUUCAUCUGAAUUACUGUAACUUUCUGCAGAGGCUUUUCUGUUCA
Macadamia integrifolia is the source of this 1075-nucleotide messenger RNA. Its product is annotated as probable aquaporin TIP2-2. The transcript has 4 exons. Gene Ontology annotation, cellular component: plant-type vacuole membrane. The record is from RefSeq and is a predicted model, not a curated record. Gene Ontology annotation, biological process: water transport; transmembrane transport. Gene Ontology annotation, molecular function: water channel activity. The coding region runs from base 42 to 818 and encodes 258 amino acids. NCBI's taxonomy places the organism in Eukaryota, Viridiplantae, Streptophyta, Magnoliopsida, Proteales, Proteaceae.